AAUAAAUGUGAAUGAAAGCGCAUCUGACUGUGUGAUCUUAGUUUUCGAAAAGAUUUAUGAAAAUAUAGUGCAGUGUUUAAUGAAAACUUUUAAACCAAUAUUGCGCAAUAGUAAAGCGAAUGAAACCGUAAUAAAUUUCACUGUGAGAUCUCCUUCCAACGAGGGGAAUGUUAUGGACUGUCUGAUAGAAUGCAGUCCGUACUUGUUUAUGGACGAUUUUUAACUCGUGCUCUACUUAAUGGAGUGUAUAAUUAUUCCAGCAGCACUGAAGCAGCUGUAAAUAGGAAAAGAGAAAGAGAUUUCAGACUUUUAACAGCAGCUUGUGGUUUUCCUAAAGUUUCUUCACGAUUUUCGGCACGGCUAAGUAGAGGACGCUAUGGGGACGAUGCAAGUUUUUUUGCAAGGUAUAAAACAGCUGAUGUAUUAGGUGUAGCUGAUGGUGUUGGAGGGUGGAGAGACUAUGGGUUUGAUCCUUCACGGUUUUCAUACAGUUUGAUGGAAACUUGUGAAAGACUUGUUGUGACUGGACGUUUUAAUCCAAGAAGUCCUGGAAAUCUUAUAGCUAAUAGUUAUUAUGAACUAAAAGAAAAUAAGGAUCAGAUAGUAGGUAGUAGUACAGCAUGUGUUGUUGUCUUAAAUAGAACAGAUCAGAUGUUGUAUACUGCUAAUAUCGGUGAUAGUGGCUUCUUGGUUAUGCGUAAUGGUGAAGUGGUACAUAGAUCAGAAGAACAGCAGCACACUUUUAACACUCCAUUUCAACUUUGUUUACCUCCAGCUAAUAUUACCGGUGUUCAUAGUGACAGUCCUGAAUCAGCAGACACUUCUUCAGUGCCAAUAGAAGAAGGAGAUCUUAUUUUAUUAGCAACAGAUGGCUUAUUUGACAAUCUUCCCGAAUCUGUCAUCGUGCAACAGUUAGCAAAUCUCAGAGAUCCCAAUUUGGAUAAUAUGCAGAAUAUGGUGAAUACUCUUGCAUUUCUGGCACAUCGUUUAGCAUUUGAUGCGAACUACCUGUCACCAUUUGCCAAACGGGCUUGGGAAAAUGGAAUAAACAUAUUAGGGGGUAAACCUGAUGAUGUUACUGUACUGUUGGCUGCUGUUACUAAUCUGUUUAAUGAAAGUGCUCCUAUACCUGCGGUUAUUGCCCAGCGUAGUUGUUCUGACCAUGGAUGAUAAUUAUGAAAGCUUAAAAACUUUUUUCUUUCUUUUAAAUUAAUCGUAAUGUAGGUAAAUGGUAUUUCAGAUUGAAGAUAUGCUAGGAAAAUACUUUUGGACACUAGACAGUAAUGAAAGUAUUAGUAGAAUAAAUGAAGAGCUACUUUUUAUUAUUAUUGAGAUUUUCAUAGCAUCUGUUAGAUGUAUGUUUUAUUAAUUUUAUCAAUGUAUUUAAUUUUCUUUUAUUACUACCUGCCUUUUCUCACAAAACUGAAAGCAAAAUGUCUUAAUAUAAUCAGGUUUCAAAAUGUUUAUUAUUUUGACAACAGAGUACUGCAAAAGCAAUAAUAGAAAAUAUUGCCAUUAUCAACUUUAAUAAUCUUAACUCACUGUAGUAAAUUUAAAUCUUUAAACAUGCAUAUUGGCAUUUUUACUUUCCCAGUAAAUUUAAUAAAUCUUUUGUUUUAUUGAUUGCAUCUCCCUGUGAAGACUUUACUUAAGUUUAGUAUUAUAUAUAGGGUAGUAAUUUUUUUGCAGGGUCAAUCGUAGUUAAGUAGUAAAAUGUCGCAAAAUAUUCAUAGUGUACUAAUAGUUUUAUGUUAAAGAAUUUACAUUAAUAUUUCCUAAUCAAGUACUAGAGAUGAAGCAGUAAUACAAGGAACUAACAGUAAUAAGCCUUAUAUAUGCUAAUGUUUGUAAAGAAGCAUUAUAUUUUUAGACAAUUACUUGUAUAUAUUAACUUGUAAAAUUCUGGCAGUAUUAAAAUGCCGUUAUGCAAGAUCAGUUUUACCUUUAAGUGGACAAUGUGUUCACACAUUAUAUCAUACCCAGACAAAUUUUUCUUUCACGUUAUAACAGAUUUAUAAUUUUAGGAAAGAACUGUUGAGCUGCGACAGUGUUUGUGGUUCCAUUCACCCCAAAAUACUUAGAGGUCCGUGGAAUUACAGUUUUAUAUGAUAAAAACUCACAUUUUAGUUAAUCAUAAUUUUAAACAUAUGAAGGCUUUAUUAACUAAAAUUUUUAAAAAAAUUAAUAAUUUUAUUGACAAAUAAUGAUUGUGGAAAAACUGAAAUUUGGCAGGUGUUUAUUUGAAAUUCAUGAAAUUUCAAAAAUAUUUAAUUAUUGUUAAAUUCUUAAUGUGAUAAAAAUUAUUGCACAUCAGUGAUACGAGACUUGCUAUACCAUUAUAUGCCAAAUUUUAAAAUCAUUAGCAUUUCUACAAGUCUCAUUAAUUUUCAGAAAGGCUUAUUUUUAAUGUAUUUUUAUUGUGUGUGAUGUGAAGCGAGUAUAUUACAUGAGUUCAUUGGGAAGGACCCUCAAAUUUUAAAUAUGUAUACACAUUAAAUGUAGUGAAAUGGUUCAAAUGUUAAUAUGGUAAAUGUCAUCCAUCUAACCUUAGAUUAAGAUAUUUACUGUAUUUGUCCUGGGGGAAUGAAUCAUAUUCCAAACAAUCAGGUUGUCUUCAGUGCAAAAUCACCUUUUACAUGCAAAUCAGUUGUCUAAUUAUGAAACAGUUUUAAAAAUGACCAUUAACAGUGUAUCAAACCUGCCAAUUUUGUGCGGGAAAAAUCAGAAAAAUAUAUUCAGUGUAUUUUUUAAUAGAAACUGAUGCAAAUCCAACUAAUUUGAAAAAGUUGUAUGAAAAUGGGAAUUUAGGCCAAUGAAAUUUCACAUAUGUACUCCUUCCUGUUUCUGCUAAAAUUUUUGAAAAAUAUUGUUUUAUAAAAUUCUUUAUUUAAAUAACUUUUUAAAAUUUUACACGAUAUUCUUAGCAUGUUUAAAAUUGCUGGAUUUUGAAUUGAAGACAGUUUAAAACAAGAGAGCUUAUCUUCAUGUAAUUUUUUUUAACAAUCUAAUUUGUGUAUGUUUUUGCUCUUGGAAUACAUGGAAUUGUAGCUAUUUCUUCAGAUAAAUAUACAAUUGGGGACAUUAACUGCAGUUAACUCAAAAUAAUGGUUAAUUGGAGGGUGUUCAAAAAAUUGCAGGAAUGAGGAAUACUCCAUAUUUAUCAAUAUAAAAAUAUUACCAACAAUUUACCUGUACUUUUAAGCAGAUUUAUAAGUUCAUUUGACUAUGAAAAUUAAAUCAAUAUUUAAAACAAAGAGGAAAAGAGUGAAACUCUUCUGUUUAUCAUUAGAAAUCAGUUGCUAUCUUCUUAAAUUAUAAGUGGCAUUAAAGAACAAUGCACUGCAAAGUCCGAGAUUCAGAAUCAUUGAGACUGCUUUUGGAAAUUUCCAGAUUCUAGAUCAUCAGAAUCUAUGAUGAUAUGUAGAAAUUAUAAAAUUGAAAACAUAAAAUAGUUGUUCAAUAAUAUAGUCAAAAUAAUGAAGCAUUUAUUAUUUCAUAGAAGCCUUUUUAUUAUCAGAUUUUACGGGAGUCAAAAUUUGCAAAAAGAAAGGUAAAUAUUUUUUAUUAAACAUUUCUUUCAACAUAAGUUUUCAUUUUUUGUGUUACUACUUUCUGUGUAGUUUUUUAUAUAGACAUAAUUUCUUGUUCAUUUUCAAAAUUCCAUCAUUCAAAUCCUGUAAUUGUGUUAAAAAUUUCCACUAAACUAUAUCAAUCGAGUUGUUUAUUCUCAGUGACCUUAUAGUGUCUUUUUUUCACCAUCAUUAGUGAAAUUAUCUGAUUUAAAACCAUACUACAGAUUUUGCAGUCCAUUAUUUGAUUGCUAUUUGGAACAUUGUCAUUACAAUAGGAAACUUCUGUUAUAUAACCUGCAUUUAUUAUCACUUCUCCACAAAUUCUAUUAAAUGGAAAAUUUUGCCUUCUAUAACAUUUAAAAUUUAUGACAAAACAAAGUUGUUGUUUUGCCUAAUUUUGCAAUCGCACUUUUUUAAGCCCAAAUUGUGCCAAUGCCACUUUCGAAGACAAAUAUUAAAUAUGCUUUUGCUUUGCAAGCCCCGUAAUCAACUCCAGAAUUAGGAAAUAUUUUGGACGUAAUCAAAAUUUGAACUUAGAUAGCUGUAAUAAUAAUAGUCUUCAAAAAAUAAUAAGUUGGAUCAAAUUAGUUAAGGAAAAGUGAAAUUAGGUACAUUAAAUGCAUUUCUUCUAGAUCUAAUUCUUUCUUUCUUCUCAUUGUUAUGUCAACAAAAGAAAACCAGUAUUAGCAACAUCACACUCCAAACAAAUUUAUCUUGGAGUUUCAGUUAUCAGAUGAAAAAAAAAAAAAAAAAAAAAAAAAAUAUUAAUCUCUCCUUCCCCGAACUUCACAACAGCUUAAGGGCCGAAAAUAUGGUUGUGGCUUAUGUCAGACAAACUAUUGUUGUUUGUAUGGUGCGAUUCCCUAGCCUGCGGUUGUUUGAAAGUGACAUACAGGAAUUUCAUUUAGUCAGCAGAAAAAUCACUUUUAUGAGACUUUUUUUCUGGAUUUUCCAUUCCAUAAUUUUGUAAAAAAAAAAAAAAAAAAAAAAAAAGGCUGGUGGUUCAGACAUUGAAUCAUUCCGGAUAUUGAAUGCUCGGAUAUCGGAUAUUUAUAACGAAACUUGAAAAUGUCAUUGAAUUAACACUUGUGUAAAGAUUACAGUUGGAACUUUUUGUGUUUAUCGUGCAGAUGCCAUCUGUCACUGCUGCACAGAGUUUUGUCUUCAUUCUUGUAUUUUUGAGACUUUUGUUGUGCUGAUGGUUUGUGAUAGCAGCUUUUCUUUCAUUGUGCUAUAAAGAACUUUUAGACAGGGCCUAGUUUAUCUGCAACUAGUUAAUUGGGAAUUGACUGUCAUUCAAAAAAUAUAUUGAGAUAAAAAAAAAUGUGUGUUUUAAAAUACAAUUACAGGUGAAAUUUUAGAAUAUGUGAUUUUCUUUUAAGUGUGUAAAAAAUUAUAAUUAAAAAUUAACUAAAGUAUUUGAAAGCUUGUUCACUAUUAUAACAGCAUUUCUGAUUGUGUAAACAAAUGUUUUCAUAAUCACUCUUAAGGUCCCAAUCGCAUUAUAUUUCGGCUACGUCGGACUUUAUGUCGAAAGGGACAAUUCUCAGAACCCGCACAUUUCCAGGAAACCCAUGUAGCUAGGUUACCAUUUUCACUUACUACAAAGACUUGAAUGUCAAACAGUAAUUGGUUAUCGCUCAGAUUCGGAUCAUGUGAUCCUUCAGAACCAGAACUUUUGUCUGAUUGCUUGAUCUUUAAGUGGGACAAAGCUCCAAGCCGAAACAUUUCCCGCGAAGUUUAAAAAAAUCCCGCAUAGCAGGUACAUCGUUUCUGUAGCUAGGCGGGACCUUUGCUUCAACCGAAGCUCUUUCUAGAAAUCUUCCUAUUUUACACCAGUGCUAUCAGAAUCUCGUUUUUCAGAAUAGUUCCGUCUAGUAGGGACUGUCACUAGAUGUGAUAACCUCUGGACUCUUUUAAAUGAAAUAAAAGUUCAGUUCAUUU
Messenger RNA from Stegodyphus dumicola, 5516 nucleotides. Its product is annotated as protein phosphatase PTC7 homolog. Gene Ontology annotation, cellular component: mitochondrion. Gene Ontology annotation, biological process: protein dephosphorylation. The record is from RefSeq and is a predicted model, not a curated record. NCBI's taxonomy places the organism in Eukaryota, Metazoa, Arthropoda, Arachnida, Araneae, Eresidae. Gene Ontology annotation, molecular function: protein serine/threonine phosphatase activity.